CCAAGAACCAGUUGGAAUAGAAUAUAUUUUCUUUUUCGAUAACCUUUAGCUCUUCGUUUACCGAGGCGCCGAGGCAUCUUUUUUAAAGUUUGCGGGGUAGCGCCAGAAUCUUUGAAGCUUUACCCAUCUCAAGCGAUCGCUGAAGAUCAAUUAAAGUCAAUCACGCUCCGAUCCUAGAUUCAUGAAACUUGAUCCUCUCUCGAUUUGUUCACAUCAGCGCAUCUAUCACAAUGCCUUCCAUAUCAGCCUCAGUAGUCUCACUCAUCAUAAAAUGGUUUCUCCAGAACAAGGCCGUCCAGGAAGAUGAAGAGGCGACGCGCCAUAACAUUCGCGACACCUACAUCCGACCGCAAGACCAUCGCCCUCCCAGCAAUCUCGGCUCAAACAUCACCAUUGAUCGCGUUGAUGUGCAGGAAUGGCCUUUAUACAAGAUAUCCACCAAGAAUUCUCAGAGUAAGAGUCAGCAGCGCAAAGCCCUUCUUUACAUCCACGGCGGAUCGUUCUUUAAGGAAAUCUAUCCCCAGCACUGGAAAUUCGCCGCGCAGAUUGCGAGUGAGACAGACCUGGACGUCUUGAUACCGAUUUAUCCGCUGGUCCCAAGGCCAGUGGCUACAGCGCAGAAGCUCGCCGAUGGGUUUGUUGAUAUCUGUCGUUUGUCAAAGCAGCCCAUCGUGAGCAUAGCGGGUGAUUCAGCAGGCGGGACGCUUGCUCUAUCAACUACGCUCCACCUACGAGACACAGCGCCUGAACUAUUCGCGAAAGUGCGCUCGUUGAUUCUAAUAGCGCCUCUUCUUGAUUGUGCAGUCGAUCAUCCUGAAGCACUACGUCUCGCCAAGAUCGAUUUCUGGCUCGGUGUAACUGGUCUUCGCAUCUCAGGGAAGAUGUUUGCAGGAGAUUUGCCGAUCAAACAUCCCCUUGUUAGUCCGCUAUACGGCGAUAUGGAUAAGCUCCCACCAUUGCUGAUGUUUGGUGGUCCGAGGGAUUUGCUCUGUGCUGAUGCUAGACGGCUGAAAUCCAAGUUGCUAGGCAAAGACGUGGAUGAGGCUCCGGCGGGGAGUGUGGAGACGGAUCGGCUUGUGUAUGUUGAGAAGGAGGGUAUGCUUCAUGUCUGGCCUUUACUUCCGCAUAGUGAGGGUGCUGAGGGGCGAAAGAUGAUUAGUUCUUUUGUUAAUAAGCAUUUAGAGCGAUAGAUAUUUGCCGAAACCUUGUGGAAAUGGCCAAGAUAUUCAGUCGCCAAGCUUUCUAGCCAAUAUUAUAAAGUCACAUCCGAAAGUCCUUUUGGCAGAAGCCCAUAAGC
Fusarium odoratissimum NRRL 54006 is the source of this 1297-nucleotide messenger RNA. RefSeq lists its product as uncharacterized. NCBI's taxonomy places the organism in Eukaryota, Fungi, Ascomycota, Sordariomycetes, Hypocreales, Nectriaceae. The transcript has a single exon. Bases 231 to 1190 code for a protein of 319 amino acids. The record is from RefSeq and is a predicted model, not a curated record. Gene Ontology annotation, molecular function: hydrolase activity.